Molecule: messenger RNA, 2508 nt
Organism: Columba livia (rock pigeon)
Lineage: Eukaryota; Metazoa; Chordata; Aves; Columbiformes; Columbidae
Gene: SLC35G2
Product: solute carrier family 35 member G2
Exons: 3
Coding region: 739-1974 (411 amino acids)
Cellular component (GO): plasma membrane
Source: RefSeq, a predicted model, not a curated record
GUGGGGCCGGGCCGGGGCGGUCCCGCGCUCCGUGAGGCGGCGGUGGGCGCGGCCCGGGGCCGGUCUGGCGCUCGGUGCUCGCGCGUCUGCCCCGGGCGCCGGAGGGGCGGCCUCUCCUCAGCGGCUCGGCCGGGCCGGGGGCGCGGCGAUGCGGCCCGUGGGCUAGGGAGCUGGGGGCCUGCCGGCAUGGGAGCGGCGGCCUGAGGCAGCAGCGCCGGGCGGGUGUUUCGGCACCGGUAAGCGCUUCGGGGCAGGAGGGGACGAGUUUCGCAGCGUGGGGUCGGCGAGGGAAGAGCCUGGCGGGGAAGGGGCCCGGGCAGCAGCAGCCCCUCGCCGCCCAGAGCCCAGGCCUGCCUCGAGUACGGCCGAGGCUGCCGUUCCUGCGUAAUUUCUUCUUCAUCCUCACUGAACGCGCCGCCCGCGUUGGCGUUCGGUGCGCCCCGGGACCUCCGCGGGGAGUCCCUUCUGCCGGGGUGACAACGUGAGAGUUGCCAUCGCGACAUGCGCCAUCCCCGAUGUGAAACUUCCGAGCCUCGUCUCCCGUUUCCCCCGGCCGUCCCCUGACUCCCCGCACACACCGCACACGCACCAGCCGGCUGCCCCGCCAAGUUCCUGCAGUUUGAUGGGAGAAGAUCAAAAGCAACAUCUGGACAAAUAUGUAGAUGACCGAGAGGUGUUUUCCUCUUCUGGCUUGGGAGUAAACCUCUCAGUAGCAGACUAGGACAUUUCUCGGAGGAAAUGGAUAUGUCUUCCCAAAAAUACCCAGUCAAAAAGCGAGUGAAAAUUCAUCCCAACACAGUAACAGUGAAAUACACUUCUCAUUAUCCCCAGCCAGGGGAAGAGGGAUAUGAAGAUGUUAAUGAAGAUACUGGAGUAUUUAUGGAGGAUAAUCCUAAGAAAAGACUACUGAAUGAUGGGAAAAAGAGAGAAAGGACCUUUUUUGGUACAAUAGACACCCAGCUUCAGCCAGCACAACUGCCAAAACCCGAUGAGAUCAGGAAAUCCCAUCAUUUUCCUGAAGGAAAUAUACUGCAGUCGAGGAAAACGUGGAUAAUCCUUUUCGGAUCUGCCGUGGCUCAUGGAUGUGUGGCUCUAAUUACAAGAUUAGUUUCAGAUCGUUCUAAAGUGCCAUCCCUGGAGUUAAUUUUCAUCCGUUCAGUCUUACAAGUGCUGUCCAUUACUGCUGUGUGUUAUCACCAUGAGCCUCCCUUUGGCCCCAAAGGCUACAGACUCCGGCUGUUCUUCUAUGGGGUCUGCAAUGUCAUCUCUAUCACUUGUGCUUAUACCUCCUUCUCUAUAGUGCCCCCCAGCAAUGGAACUAUUAUGUGGAGGGCCACCACUACAGUGUUCAGUGCUAUUUUGGCUUUUUUACUCAUAGAUGAAGGAAUGGCUUACAUAGACGUAAUUACUGUAGUUGGCAGCGUGUUUGGUGUUUGUCUCGUCAUGAUCCCCAACAUUGUUAAGGAGGAAAACUCUUUGCUGAGCACCUGGAAGGAAGCUUUUGGCUACACCAUGACUGUUAUGGCAGGUUUGACCACUGCUCUCUCCAUGAUAGUCUAUAGGUCGAUCAAGGAUAACAUCAGCAUGUGGACAGCACUGUUCACCUUCAGCUGGACAGGAACGGUGUGGGGAGCGUCCACCAUGUUCCUACUUCAAGAGCCAAUUGUCCCACUGGAUGGAGAAACCUGGAGCUAUCUCCUUGCCAUCUGCCUGUGCUCCACAGCUGCCUUCCUGGGGGUCUAUUAUGGCCUGAGCAAGUUCCACCCUGCUUUGGUCAGCACCGUACAGCACCUGGAGAUAGUCAUCGCUAUGAUCCUGCAGCUUCUCGUGUUGCGGAUCUUCCCCAGUGCUUACGAUCUUGUUGGGGGAGCAGUUAUUUUGGUUAGUGUUUUUUUCCUUGCAUGUUAUAAACUGUCCUGGAAUAAUUUAGGAAGACAAGAUUAUCAGGAGAUUGUGGAUUCUUCCAUUAAAUGAUUCUAGGAGUCUAUGAGUCUAAAUGAAUUGCGGUUUUGCUGUCCAAUUCUGGCUCUGUGACCAUGUGAAAGUAACAUAUUUCAGCCCUGUGGUGUUCUAGCAUAGUGGCCAGGUCCUCUCUCUACUCUUUAAAUUCAGAGCUGAUGUAGCAAUGUUGGUUAUUUCCAGACUUCCAUGACAGGUGAAUUUGUUCUAGUGUGUAUAACCACUGACAUUUUGCAUAUGAGAAAAGACUAUGUGUCCUGAGCACAUUGAGUGCGUGAGCAGAAGCACAGGCUGGCCCAUGAAAGUACAGGUCAAGUCAUAAGCAUCUUCACCUUCCCCAAGAGGGAUUCACUAGUGACUCAUUCCUGUGCGCUGAGCACAGUAAAACCAUUAAAAUGGUCAACCAAAGUGUUCAUAUCCUCUGUAACACUUCUUGUGCUUUGGCUGCAGUAUUCCAAAUGAAGUAAUGCUCAUCUGUUUGUGGCUAAAACUUGCAUUUCCUGGGUGUAUAAAGCAUAAGUCAGUAAAGCUUUUUGUGCUUUGUGGUUA